Messenger RNA from Magallana angulata, 2630 nucleotides. RefSeq names its product multiple epidermal growth factor-like domains protein 10. The record is from RefSeq and is a predicted model, not a curated record. Lineage: Eukaryota; Metazoa; Mollusca; Bivalvia; Ostreida; Ostreidae. Gene Ontology annotation, molecular function: scavenger receptor activity. The transcript has 7 exons. Bases 28 to 1074 code for a protein of 348 amino acids.
CUAUCAAUUCACUUUUCGAUUGAUAUAAUGGAAUAUGCAAUUGCUACAUGUUUUAUUACAACAUUUGAAGUUUUCACUGAAGUUUCAGGAUUAUUUGGUGGUAGAAAUUGGUCAACACCUUGUAUAUAUCCUUAUUACGGUGAGCAGUGCAAGCACCAGUGUAACUGUACUGAGGAGUUAUGCGAUCAUAUCAUAGGAUGUUUCCAACAACAAGGCUGCUCUGCUGGAUUUUAUGGGGUAAAUUGUACAGCGCCCUGCAGAUAUCCAAGCUAUGGUGAAUUAUGUCAGCAAAAGUGCAACUGUUCUGAAGAAUUUUGCGACCACAUUAAAGGAUGUCUGAUAUAUCAACAACAAGGCUGCUCGGCUGGAUUUUAUGGUGUAAAUUGUACAGCACACUGCAGAUAUCCAAGCUAUGGUGAAUUAUGUCAACAAAAGUGCAACUGCUCUGAACAAUUUUGCGACAACAUCGAAGGAUGUAUGAUCAAUCAAAACCAAGGCUGCUCUGCUGGAUUUUAUGGUGUAAAUUGUAUAGAUCACUGCAGAUAUCCAAGCUAUGGUGAAUUAUGUCAGCGAAAGUGCAACUGCUCUGAACAAUUUUGCGACCACAUCCAAGGAUGUAUGAUGUAUCAACAAGGCUGCUCUGCUGGAUUUUAUGGGGUAAAUUGUACAGCACACUGCAGAUAUCCAAGCUAUGGUGAAUUAUGUCGGCAAAAGUGCAACUGCUCUGAACGAUUUUGCGACCACACCCAAGGAUGUAUGAUGUAUCAACAAGAAUCAUUAACUGUACCUGGCGCUUUCAAUGAAAAUGUUAACAUUAAGAAAUCUUUCAUGGAGAAACAUCAAGAAGACCUCGUGAUAGGGAUCAGCAUUUCAUUUGUUCUCGUUGUGAUUUGCGUGUCUUUCACGGUAAAACUACAAAUAAUAAGGAAAAAGAGAGCCAAGGAAUCUCGAUACCCAUCAUCGUACGUGGCAUGCCCGUUAAACGACAUCAGAUCUAGCCAAUACUUUGAGAGCCAUUUUGUUUUCAGAGGCAAUAAUCCGGAAGCAUACGAAAAUUUACACAAUAGUUAUUAAUUUGUGAUGUAAUUAUCUAUUAAUUUUCGAACAAACGCUUGCACUUUUCUCAAAUUUUAUUUUUUUUAUUUUCAUUUCUAUUGCAAAAGAAGUUAUUUACACCAUUUUCCACCUAUGAUAUCAUUCCAAAGUUGUGUCAUAAUACCCGACAUCAUAAAUAUAUUAUAUCCAAUACUUAUCUUUGAAAACCCUUAAUGUAUCAACGUGAUCUGAGUUGUACAAAUACAACUCUUAGAUAAGAUUACAAGGUUGAAAAAAUAGCUUAAUUUUUUUUAUUUUGUUACUAUAAUCAUAAAUACACUUUUUUGAUAGAAUUUGUCAACAUCUAUUGUGUACUUUGAAUAUCAUUAGUAUUUUGGAAAUGAUGUUUGUUUCUUGUGCGUAUCAAACACAUUCUAACAUGUUGAAAACUUCCGUGACAAAUAUUCCUGAUUUGUACAAAAAGCUUUCUAUAUUGGAUAAUUAAGGAAAUCGUACAACUUUGUAUAAGUUGAUAUGAAUAUGUUUUAUUUCCUCUUGUAACCUAAAUAGUAUAGUUAUAAUAAAUUUAGUUUGAUAUAAUUCGAAACAUUUAAUUAUAAAUAUGGUAUUCCAAUGCAUUUCCUUGAUUUUUUGUCCUUUAAUCAUUAUUUUGUUCCCAUAAGUUUGUUUCGAGGAAAACAAAUUUAAAAAUAGAUUAUGUAUUAAGUACAACUUUUGUCGUAUACAUUUUUUAUGCAAAUCCGGUUUUUCUUACUCGAUAUAACUCUAUAGAAAUAAAACCCAGAAAUGCAUCUAAUUUUAAUAAGAAAUACAUGGCUAUAUAAAAUGCAGUGUUAAUACAUCGCGUCAAUUUUCAUAAACAUUAUUUGUUUUAUCCGUAAGAAAAAACAUAUUUCUUUGUUUGAUGAUGGUGUUUGAGUCAUUAAUUAGAUAAUGGAAUGAUCAAAUCUAACAUGCACAUUAGCUCUGUGGGGUUUUGUUUGUUUUAAGGUCAGACGACACGUUCCUCAAUUUUAGAUAACUUUUUCCGGGAAUUUGUAAAUGGUUUACUACUACUUUGACAAGCUUUCUUGCAAAAAAUUAGGGUACCUUACCAGGCAUUUCUGCAAAAUACUAGAGUAUGCAAUUUCCUAUAUAAUCUUCUUGAAAAUACACUUGAAUUGCUGAUAUAAAAAUAAAUACAUCUACAGCACAGCGAAAUUCACAAUAUUAUAACUAUAUAUCGGCCGGGGCGGGGCUUCGAACUCACGUCCACUAAAACCUAUACGCUUCAAGCAGUGAGCGGCCACGGUUCUAACCACUCGACCAUCUAGACAUUUACCAAGAGCAAGUAAAUUUUGAUUAUUUUUAAAGUAAUUAUAAAAAUUCAUAUUUUUUAUUGGAACUCUUUAUUACGAGGAGAUACAAAAAAAAUUCUCGAGGAACGUGUCGUCUGACCUUAAGGUUCAUAUUUGAGCUAAAUUCGAACUCUGUUUUUGCAUUAUUUAGCUUAAAUCAUAGUCAUGGGACUUUAUAUACUAUCAUACAACAGUCGUGCAUUUUCUAGUUACAUGAUGCACUCAUUAAAAUAUUGU